Molecule: messenger RNA, 1542 nt
Organism: Orbilia oligospora ATCC 24927
Lineage: Eukaryota; Fungi; Ascomycota; Orbiliomycetes; Orbiliales; Orbiliaceae
Exons: 11
Coding region: 1-1542 (513 amino acids)
Biological process (GO): amino acid transmembrane transport
Cellular component (GO): membrane
Molecular function (GO): amino acid transmembrane transporter activity
Source: RefSeq, a predicted model, not a curated record
AUGACCUUCUUUGGGAAGCGUAGAGAAAGCGGUGGAUCGGAUGUCGAGAAGGCAUCGGCCGACCCAUCGGAAGGCCAAGGACGAAUGGACCCGAAGGUCCUAGAUCCUAAUACUGGAGAGACAGAAGGACUCUCACAGGAGCAAGAGGAAGUUUUACAUAGAAAGUUGAAGGGACGGCAUAUGCAAAUGAUUGCUAUCGGGGGCUCUAUAGGAACAGGUCUGUUUGUUGGCUCUGGGAGUGCUUUGCAAUCUGGUGGCCCAGCAUCAUUGGUUAUCGACUUCAUCAUCAUUGGCAUCAUGCUUUUCUUUACGGUUCAUGCCCUAGGAGAAUUAGCUGUUAUGUAUCCAGUAGCCGGUGCGUUCUACACAUAUUCUUGCAGGUUUAUCGACCCAGCCUGGGGUUAUGCAAUGGGUAUGAAUUAUGCAUUCAACUGGCUCGUUGUGCUACCUCUCGAACUUACCGCCGCUGCCGUGAUUGGCUUUAUCAUUACGGCCAUAAUAAUCAACUGUGGCGGCGUUCCGACUGAUAACAGAGGAUAUAUUGGUGGAAGGUACUGGCAUACACCAGGCGCAUUCCGUAACGGAUUCAAAGGCUUCUGCUCCGUCUUCGUCACGGCCGGUUUCGCAUUUGCCGGUACUGAACUUGUUGGCCUUGCUGCCGCUGAAGCUGAUAACCCACGAAAGUCUCUACCAAAGGCCACGAAACAAGUUUUCUGGCGAAUUAGUUUGUUCUACAUCGUUAGUUUGACUUUGGUCGGCUUGAUCGUGCCUUCUGACGAUAGUCGCUUGCUCAACGCAUCUGGUGGGAAUACCGCUGCUUCGCCAUUCGUGAUUGCCUUCCAACUGGCGAAUAUCGCGGUGCUACCCUCCAUAUUCAACGUUGUUAUAACGCUUGCUGUUAUUUCGGUUGCCAAUUCGUGCACUUAUGGGUCUACAAGAACGCUCCAUGCACUCGCGGAGCGCCAUAUGCUCCCGUCAUGGUUUGGCUAUGUAGAUAGCCAUGGACGACCCGUGUUUUCACUGAUAAUAGCCCUUCUCUUCGGAUGCCUAGCUUUCAUUAACGAAGCCGCAGCUGGUGAGGAAAUAUUCAACUGGUUGCUCGCCCUUUCCGGUCUCUCUCAGUUCUUCACAUGGGCCAGUAUCAAUCUUGCCCAUAUUAGGUUUCGCCACGCUUGGAAACUUCAAGGUAACUCGCUUGAUGAAAUACCAUUCCGUGCCGCUGGUGGGAUCAUUGGGUCAUACAUGGGCUUUGGAUUAAACUGUCUUGUCCUCGUCGCCCAAUUCUACAUUGCCAUUUCUCCUUUGGGCUCUCCGAUGAGUGCCAAAAAUUUCUUCCAAAACUAUCUCGCCGCAUUUAUAAUCCUGCUAUUCUAUCUCGGAUAUAAAUUUUGGAAACGGGACUGGAGCUGGUACAUCAAACUUGAAGAUAUCGAUUUGGUAACUGGGAGAAGAGAAUUAAAUCUUGGGGAAACUUUACGCAAGGAACGGGAAGAAAGGGCAGGGUGGCCGACAUGGAAGAAGGCCUGGCAUUGGUUCUGCUAG